This is a messenger RNA of Plasmodium malariae, 9375 nucleotides long. RefSeq names its product conserved Plasmodium protein, unknown function. The coding region runs from base 1 to 9375 and encodes 3124 amino acids. The record is from RefSeq and is a predicted model, not a curated record. The transcript has a single exon. Lineage: Eukaryota; Apicomplexa; Aconoidasida; Haemosporida; Plasmodiidae.
AUGAACGAUAAAGAGCAAAAGAAGCAUGCGAAGAUUAUCGAAGGUAUAAAAUAUUUACAAAAUGAAAAUUUACUCCUUGAAAAUUUAAGUGCGAUUGAUAAAAAUUGUAGGAGACAAGAUAACCAUGUAGCGAUAGAACUGAUUGACAUAUUCCUAGAUGAGAAUAGUUAUUGUUGUAAUGAAAAUUUUCUUUUUAAUUAUAAUAUAUUAAAUAAAAGUAAGGAAUUAAAUUUAAAUGCUGAGAAGAAGAAUAAGUCAAGUUUUGCUAAACAGUUUAAAGUACAUGUUAAAAAUAAAAAUAUAGAAAAAAUAAAUGAAGAAGAUGCCUAUUAUUUUUUGUUAAAAAAAAAAAAUGUAUGUAGUUACAGUAGGGAAUUUAUAAAUUCUAAGAAAAUACUGUUUCAGUAUAUUUGCAAUUGUGUUUUAAAAAAUUAUGUGCAUAUAAAUUAUUUGAUAGAUAAGAUAUAUGUAGAUUUUGAGGUUAAAAAUAAUAGAAAUAAUAGAAGUAGUAAUAAUGGAAUUAAUAGUGCUAGAAAUAAUAACACCAAACGUGUAAUUUGCAAUGACGAUUUAGUAAACAUUUUAAUAGAAACAAUAUUUAAACUUUUUAUUACGAGCAUUGACCGUCAAAGCGACAUAGAUGAUGAACGAAGUGAAAAUAGGGUUUUUCAGUAUGCAAAAGAUAUUCAAAAAAGCUAUUUAAUGCAUUCAAAAGAACAACCACAAGAAGGAGUAGGGGGAAAGUCUGGAAAUCAGUCUAUUAAUUAUAUUAAUAACAUUAAUUAUACUAAUUACCUGAGCAUUUUAAAAAAAUUAAUUACCAUUGAUAAAAGUUUUGUAAAAAAUAUAUUUUAUAUAUUUAUAGAGAAAAUAGAAAAAUUAACCUCAACAAAUAUAGAAAAAGUAUGUAAACACAUUUUUAAUAUAUUUAAAGAAAUUAUUUGCCACUGUGAAGAAUUUGAAUUAAGUACAGUUUAUAAUAUAUUCUUAAAUAAUGAGGUAAUUGAUAAAAAUGAAGUCUUGUAUAAUUAUGCCAUUAUUCUUUGUUUAAUAAAUCUUCGAAAUGUGUACAAUACGUACAAUAUGAUGUUAUGCAUGAACGUAAUUUUAGGUAAAUUAUGCUCAACUAAUAAAUCUAAUUUAAGGCAUUCCCUUUUUAUAAAUGAUGAGAGAUGUUGUAGAAGGGGUAGAAAAAUUGAACAUGUCAAAUAUCUUGAAUGUGAAAAAAGUGAAUCAGGAAUAUAUGAUGAAAAUGAUAGAACAAGCUGCGAGGAGGACGUUACAUUGUAUGAUGGCGAUGAAAAUGAUGGGGAUUUUCAAAUAAUUGGGAUAGGUGAAAACGAAUCAGAAUACAAUGAAAACAAAAGGAGUAAACAGCUAAAUAAUGGUAGGUGUAUGCAAAUGUAUAAAGAACAAAUUGAGGAGAGAAAGAUCAAACAUUUUAUUAUAUUUCUACUAAUCUAUGCACUAAAGAUUUACGAUAUAAGUUACGUAAAUGGAUGCUUAAAUGAGCUAGUUAAAAAUUUUUUUUAUUUAUUAAAAAAAAAGAGACACUUGUUGAAUAAGAAAGUUCAUCAUAUUAUAAAAACGAUAGUAUUCCUGCUAAUCUUAAUAUUCUACAACUUAAAUAUUGACAACAAUAAAACGGUUAUAUAUAUUUUAAAAUGUUUAGAUAUUUUGCUGCGAAUUUAUUACAAAAAUGUGGUAUUAUGCGAAGAACUGGGUGAAAGGUCAUUGAACAUGAAUAAUAGUAGCAGAGAGGAAAACAACAAUAAGAAUGUAGUUAGUUUAGAUGAUAAUGUAAAUUCUCCUUUUGAUGUGGAUAGCAAACCAUUUAUUGAUAAGGCGAAGAGAGACGGGAUAAGAAACUCAAAAAUGUUUAAGAAAAAUGCAGUUGUGAAAAAAAAAAAAAAUUAUGAUAUUGAUAUUACACAUAACAGUAUUGGAUGGGAAGACGAAAAAAGAAUUGACCCUUGUAAUAUUUUGGGGAUAAACAUUUUUGAAUUCAACGUAUCUCCUCUUUUAUUAUUUUUAAUAAUUCCUAUAAAUCUUGAAUACAACUUGAGGAAAAAAGAUGACCUUGUUUUGAAUAAUGUAAAUGACAAAGUUAUGAGGCUCUCAACAAAGUUAAAAAAUAAAUGGAUGUUAUUCUUUAAAAAUUAUUAUAGGCAUUUCCUGGACUUUUUGAGAAAAAAGGAGAGAAUGAUGCAAAAGGGUAGGGGAAAUGCGAACAUCAACGUGGAGAGAGGAAGCGAGGGAUGCAGCGAGGGAAGCAUCAAAAAUAAUGCCGAGAACAGCAAGCAGAAUUGCAGUCAGAACAGCGAUGAAAGCAAUAACGAAAGCAAUGACGAAAGCAAUAACGAAAGCAAUGACGAAAGCAGUGACGAAAGCAAUGACGAAAGCAAUGACAAACGCAUUAACAAAAGGAAUGACGAAAGAAGUGAUGGUGAUAGUAAAAACAACGAUGGAGAUGACGUGAAUGGACGAUGCUUCAGUAUAAUGGAAAACAUAAGGGAAGAGGUGAGGUACUUAAUCAGCGAAGUGCAUGAUUUUUGCGAAGAAGAUCUUUUUAACAUCCUGUGCUUAAAUAAUAUAUUAUUUUAUUUAUAUGAUAUAUUUACGCACAUUGACUUGAUAUAUUUAAUAUGUUUUUUUCAAUUAUGUACGAAAUAUAAUGACUAUUUUUGCUGUGUAAAUAUUAAGAAGAUAACUUACCAGCUGAAUGCCCUCUUAAAUGUGCAUACAAAAUUGUGCAUUAACACAUUUGAAAAUUUAAAAAAUGAGAAUAUAUCAAAAUGCACAUAUAUAUAUAUAAAUUUGUUGAUCUUGUCCUUAUUUGAGUACAAUUUAUUUUUUGUUUUUAAAUUUAUUUCUUACUACUGUUUAAUAAAUCCGUCUGAGUUGCUAAAAUUGCUUCCUUCCUUAUUGUUCAUAUAUAAUAUGUCAUAUGAGAAUCAUUCUAUAGAUAUUAAUGGAGAUUUUAAAAUAAGAAAGUGCUUAAACAUUCCAAGUGAUCAAAGAAAUGUGUAUUAUAUGUUUGUGAUAAGAAGUUUAAUUCUGCAUGUCUUAUCGAAAAUUGGUUGUAGUGAUAAUAAUAUUCCGGUUAUUUACAAUUGUAUUUACAUUUUACUGAGUGAGGGAAGUAGUAAAAUGAAAAAAGGAGAGCCCUCAACGGAUGAUUCGAGAAGAGGAAGUGGAUACCUAAUCGUAUGUGGAAAUGUAAAAGUAAAUGCAAAUGUGAGUGCAAAUGUACAUGUUAAGGACGGUCUUAUUAGAUCAUAUAAUGUAGACGAAAAUAAUAUCAUAGAUACCGAUUUUUCGUACGACGGUAUGUUCAACACGCUUUAUCUUUUAUAUUUCUAUGAUAAAUUAAUUGACAGCAAUGAGAACAUAAUGAGUAAAUAUUUCAAAUAUGUAGAAAAAAGUACUCUUCACGUACAACAGGGUACAGAUGAUGAUGAUCAGUGUAACUACGCAGCAUCUUCUAAUCGAAUGAAUAACAACGUAAAUGAUGAUUAUAAUAAGGACAACAUUAAUAACACUAAAACGAAUUACAAUGAAAAACUUGUGAAUUGCUUGGAGGAAGAUAUAAAUAUAUUUUGUGACCUUAAGAACGUUUUGAUUUUGCUAAAGAUAAGCAGAUAUUACAACGUUAGUAAUUACAUAAAUAGUAUUAUUAAAUUAAUAAACAUAUAUUUCCGUAAAUAUAAGAACCAAGUUAUUUAUAAUAAUUUUUAUAAUAAGAUACAAAAUAGUAUAAUAAAAAUAAGCAUACUAAUUUUAAUUGUGUUAUCAAUGAAUAAAUAUGUAGAAUUUGAAAUUAUUUAUAAUUUAUUGAAAAAAAAUUUUCUAAAAAAUAAGAAUUAUAAUGAAUUUAAUACAUACAGCACAAACAUAAUUUCGUCCGUCAUUAUAUUCACAAGAUAUUAUAUCAACAAUUUGGUGUAUAAAAAAGAUACGUUGUGUAAUGAGCAGUACGAUAUUUUAUAUCACUCUAAAAUAAAGUAUAUUUUUAAAGAUUUUUCAAAAUUAUUAAGCCUAAAUAAUGAAAAAAUUUUGGAAGAAGUGAUUAAUGUUUUGUCAUCCAUAUAUUUAAUAUAUUACAAAAAUUAUCAAGUAGAGGGUCAAGAUACUAUUGCUUAUUAUGAAAAUAGAAAAAAGGAAUGCAAUAACACAGGUUUAGACAAUAGCACAAACAGAGUGUACAGUGUGAAUAAUAAUUUGAUGUUCAAUUUAAACAUGCAUGAAGAAAAAGACUUAAUGAACUUAUAUUUUGAUAAACAUUUUGUGCAUAAGUCUUUUUUAAAAUGUAAAUCUGAGAAUAACAUUUACAAAAAUUUACAAAAAGUUAUUCUUAAAGAUGAAAUUAGUAAUCUUUCUUUGUAUCAUUUAAAAAACAUGAACAGUAACAACAAUAAUCAUUUAAUAAGGGUAUUGUACAAGCUAUUUAAUGCAAAUAUUAAAAAUGACAAAAAUUCAAAUUUUAAUUAUUACAUUAAAUUACUUUUUAGUGAUAAAUUUCAAAACAUUCAAGAGAUAAUUUUAAUUUUUAAAAAUUUGCACUUUUUUAAUGUUCAUUAUAUUUCUUUAUUUUUUUACAUAGUAGACUGUUUUUUUCAAAAAUUAAAGAACAAAAUAGAAAAUAAGGAAGAAUUCAUUUUACACCAUACCCACAAGACAAGAGGGAAGGAUAAUUCGAUGGAUGAUGAAUCGAACGGAGAUGAAAAUGUGUUGGGGGGUACCACCAGAAUUAACAUGGUAAAUACAAGCAAAAGUAAUGUCGUUAAUGUGAUAAAGGAAAAGGGGAAGGAUAAAAGUAUGAACUCAACUUAUGAAAUUAUUUGUAAUAAUAUAUAUGAAGAAAUAAAAAGCAUGAUUUUUGAAGAGAAUAUAAAUAUACAUGUAUUUUACCCAUUACUUAGCAUAUUAUGUAAACAUAACAAUGAUAUAAAUGAAAUUUUAGAUUUUUUUUACAAACGAGUCGAUAUCUAUAUGAAAGAUAAUGAUACCAAAUUAAAUGUGAGUAAAAACGAAAUGAUAAUAAUUUUUCUUUGUUUAAAUUAUGUGCAUAUGAAUGUUUCUCAAAUACCAAAUUUUUAUAACUUCUUAACGAAUUUGCUUAAAGAAAUAUCAGAUAAGUACAUUAAAAACAUUCUUUUAUUUUGUUUAAGUUCGUGUUGUAAUUAUACUGAUGUAAGUAGUUCUCAUAUUACUGCUAUAUUGGAAGUACAUAAGGAAAAUUUGAAAUGUAUAUUAAAUUAUGACAAUGGAAAUACUUCUUCUAUUAGGUUAGAGGAAAAUAUAAGGGAAGAUUAUAAUAAUAAAAAUAAGUUAAAUAAUGAUCUUUCAUACAUAGAAAAUACGAAUUCGAAUGAUACACACGAGUUGAAUAAUGAUGAUAAUUUCUACUUUUUUAUUUCUUUGAGUAACUUAUGCUUUUAUUUAUAUAAACAUUAUAACAACAGUAAAUAUGAUCACAUGGUAAAGGAUAUUUACCAUAUUAUAAUAAAUUCGCUGCAAAAGAAAAUUAGUAACGUUAUAGUUAGUGUAACGAACAUCUUAAUGUAUUUAUAUAUAAAAAAAAUAAUUAGUAUGUACGAAAUAACAAGCACUUUGAAACUUCUUAUAACACGUAUAGGCAGUAAUCAUGUGUUUAACUCAAAAUAUGUUGUAUACGCCUUAUGCACCAUUUAUCGCUUCGUAUCAUUUUAUUAUAAAGAGAAUUUUGGUUGUAUUACGUAUGAGCAAAGUAAUUCGAAUGAUGGUAGUAAUAUUGGAAGCAGUAACAAUACGAGUAACAAUACGAGUAACGUCAUUAGUAAUAACAUUAGUGGUGAAAGAUAUAGUACUAGUAACAACUGCUGCAAGAGUGUGAAAGGAGCGGUAGGGUUUAUAUUGAAUAAUUUACAGAAAAUUAUAGUGAAAUAUUUCGACGAAUUAGAAGACAAAUAUAUCAGCUUGAUUUCGUAUUGUUCUUUAAUAGGAUUAAAAAUUGUAGGGGAAUAUAUUUCGUCUGACUAUUUUAAUAAUUACGAAUGCUGCAAUAUGGUUAUAUUAUUUAUAAACAGAUUUAUAAAGAAAGAUUUUGAAAUAAAAAAAUGCAUAAACACAACAAAUAGAAUUUUAGCAAAUACUAGCGAGUCGGAGGAUGAAAUUGAAAAUGGGGGUGUUUUCGGCGAUAAAAAUGCUCAAUAUAAUGAAGACAGGAAGGGAGAGCAGCCGGAGCAGGAGCAGAUCGAGAAGUUGAAGCCGAAGGGAAUUUUGACUAGUGAUGAAAACCUUUUUGCGUAUAAUAAUAACAACUACAAGUUGAAUACCGAUAUUAUAGUGAAUGAUCAUGAUACCAAUUUAGUACUUCUGUACAUGUUUUGUUAUAAAUAUUAUGAAGAAUUAAAUGACUCUUUAAUUAAAAUUGAAAAUUUAGAUAAAAAACAUAUGUUGUAUAACGUAUUUUCACACCUGUUAAGUAUUGAAAAUUAUUUGAAAACUUUUUUAAAAACAUGCAAACUUUUAGACAUAGAUACAUUUUCAUUAAAUAGGGACAAAGAAUAUGAAGAUAUAAAAUUGAAUAUGUCAUUUGAUAAUAAGGAAAAUACUAUGAGUUACUUAAACUUUUUUAGCGAUGAAUUAUAUGACUAUUUAAAUAACUUUUUGAAAAUAAUGAAAUUAAUAAAUUAUAUAAAAUUUGAUGUUCAGAUAAAGAACAAUAUUCAGAAUUUGUAUUCAUAUAUAUGCAAAUUCAUAAAAAUUCAUUACAUAAUAUUAGAUGUGUUAAUAUUAAAAAUUAUGGAAAAUAUAAAUGAUAAUAUAAAAAGUUAUUAUAAAAUUUAUAAGGAGUGCAUAAAAAGGGUUCAAUUAUUAUACGAAUGUAGAAUUAGUAUAUUUAAUUAUUUCACAAUUUUUAGUGCAUUUAGUAAUUCUUAUAGUCAUAUUUUUUGUAUCAUCAGCAAUUAUUUUAAUACCUUCAGUACAUAUGAAAAAUACAUGUUUAUUAAAAAUAUAAUUAAUAUUAAAAAAAUUAAGAAGGAAGAAAUUAAAUUCAUUUUUUUGAACAUCCUGAAAAAUGCAAAGCUGUUUCAUCAAGACGCCUCCCUAUGGAUUUACGCUAUUUCAGUUUUAAAAAUUUUAUUAAAAAGAAUAUAUAAAAUUGUAAGAAAUGGUGAGGGGGAUAAGGAGGAUGGAAAGAACUACUAUGAUUUAUUAUCUUAUAUAAAAUAUUCCUUUAUUACUGUUCUUAACGAAACGGUCUUAACUGUAUAUAGGGAAAAUUAUUAUAAUCAUUCCACGUUAUAUGGGUGCGGUGAGAUAGUGAAAAGGGAGGAAGUGUUACCAGAGAGGAUCCUACAGGAGAAAAUGCUUAGUGAAAAGAGUGGAAGAGAAUGUAAUAAGGUGAAAAAAGAGGAGAAAUAUAAUGCAAAAGAUAGGAGGAUGUUAAAUAAUUCCUCAAAAAACAAAGGAGAAAUUAAUCGGGAAGAUACUGUUCCUAUAAGAGGCGCACAGACGAAGGACAAUAUCAAUCUAUAUAAACGCACUUAUGUAGAUAUCCCGCUCAAUGUUAUGUUAUGUAUAAGUGACUUUUUAUUUUGCUUGUGUAAAAUAAUAAUUAAAGAAAAACUACAUGAGGAAAUAAACAUUGAUGAGAUGAUAAAAGAUUUUCCAAUUCUAAUACAAGGAUAUGUUAUAUUAAAAUUAAAGGAACCGUUCAAAAAAUUAAAUAUAAUUAAAAGCAAAAUGUUAUUUCAUGUAUUUAAGUAUAAUUUUACAUUUAAAGAAAAUAUACAAGACUUUUAUUGUGCUGAGGAAAAAUACUGUAGUAAUAAUAACAAGAGCGUGUUAACAUUAAAAUUUAAUUAUAACAAGUUAACUGAGUAUUUUCAAAAUAUUUUCUUGAUUAAAGAAUGUAUUUAUUUAUCAUACAUAUAUUCUCAUUUUAAUGAGAAACAGAAAAUAUUAGAAAACUUAUUAUCAAUGUGUAAUGUUAGCCAGCUUAAUAAGGAUUAUCUCUAUAUAAUAAUUUCUUCUUUUGUUUUAUUUUCCAUGAAAAGUAGUAAUAGUUCAUUUUUUAUUAACAACGUUUUGUACAACUUUUAUGUUACAAACGAUUUAAUUGACAACAUUGGUAAAUUUUUAGCUAGCGUAGAAAUGAAUAUUUCUUUUUCAAUUAAGAGGGAAGAAAAACAGAGCUCAAGAAUAAAAAAGGCAAAUUGUAAUUUAAACCAUGAAGGUGUAAGGAGCAGAAUUUUUGAAUAUAAUGGGAAUAAUAACAUAAAUAAUGAGAGCAAAAAACUAGAGGAGCAUAGUGAUAAUGGUAUAACAACAACUAAAGGAAUGGUAGAGAAACAAUGUGUGAGAGAGGAAGACGAAAGUGCAAAAAUAUUUUUUAUCAUUGAAGAAGAAUUUGUAAGAACAAAAAUGAGAAAUUCCUUUCGAAGUAAAAAAAAUAAGCUACUUAAGGAAAGUAAUUUAGUGGACGAAAUAAUUUUAAAAAAAGAAUUUUUUUUUUUAAAAAAAUUAGGAAUAUAUUAUUUGAUUAAAAAUAAUGAAAGAAGUACAGAGUUGUCAAAAAAAUAUAACAAAUUGCUUUCCCAUUUCCGCAAAAGCGAAAAACAAGAUUUCUUUAUUAAACAUUAUGAUAUACAUGCUUUAAAUUAUAAGGAUAUUAGUAGAUAUUUAUAUAAUCAGGAUAUUAUCGAUGACUCUUAUUAUAAUAAUAAUUUUUUUAACAAAAAUAUAGAAGAUAAUUCUUUUGUUUCAUUUGACUAUGAAAUAUUUUCAAAAUAUCUGACUGUUCCCUUAUUUAUGAAAGAUGUCUUCACAUUUUUCGAAUUAAAUUUAAACAAAAAUAUUGUCACGCACAGUUUUGGUGAACUAUUCCAUAAAAAUAAAAAAUCUGAUAAGAAACAGAAGGAGCAUGGCAAAAAUUUGUAUGAUUAUGAUACCCCUAUGUCAGAUUCGUCAGAGGAUGAAAAUAGCAUGGAAAAAUUAUUAUUUGAUCAAAAACAGAAAAAAAAAAAGAAAACAUUACUAUAUGAUAACACUCUGCUUAAUUAUUUAAAAAGUAGGUCCCAUUGUUUAAAUAAUUAUGAACUGUAUAUAGCAAAUAUAAGUUUUUUAAGUGAAGAUAUCAAGAAUAUAUUAUUCGAUAAAAAUGCGUUUAACAAAAAUUGCGUUCAUAAAAAUAGUUAUAGGAAUGAUUUCGUUAAUCAUUUUCACUUGUUACGGAUGUUUUUUAAAAAUUUAAUCUUGUUUUUUAUGAUUUUUCCCAAAAGCAUUAUUCUGAAUAAUUCAGAAUAUUUUUUUCCCGAUAAUAAAAAUCAUUUCCUUUUUAAGGUUAUAAAUUUCCUAUCAGAAGAUUUUGUGAAUAAGUAUUCAUGA